This is a messenger RNA of Patella vulgata (common limpet), 3378 nucleotides long. Its product is annotated as iron-sulfur cluster co-chaperone protein HscB. Gene Ontology annotation, biological process: [2Fe-2S] cluster assembly; protein complex oligomerization. Gene Ontology annotation, molecular function: ATPase activator activity; protein-folding chaperone binding. The record is from RefSeq and is a predicted model, not a curated record. The coding region runs from base 7 to 963 and encodes 318 amino acids. Lineage: Eukaryota; Metazoa; Mollusca; Gastropoda; Patellidae. The transcript has 2 exons. Gene Ontology annotation, cellular component: mitochondrion.
UCCAAGAUGUCAGCUUCCAUGUCGUUAAAUGCUUGCAGAGUAUAUUCUAAUUUAUUUACAAUAUCUAAACCACACCAUGGUUAUUUUCGUCAGUUAAAUAUUGUUCCUAAAGAGACCAAGAGUUAUUGGACACCCAAGAGUUAUUUUGGAAAAAUGCCGUUUCUUUAUUACGCAAUGCCAGAGUCAACAAAAUCGAUUAAAGUGUCCUUGAACCUGUCUCCAGUUUCAACCCACACUCUUAGCAGACGACAUAAACAACGCCAGCAGCAGGCUGGUUGGUUGUGCCUCAGAACCUGGCCUACUACCGUCGAUUUAAUCUCAACAGAACAGACAUGUAGAUUCCAUAGCUCACCAUUAGUGUUUCAAAACAAUAAGGCAUGUUGGAAAUGCGGAAAGAAAAUAGAUGCUAAGAGUGAAUUAUUUUUCUGUGAGUGUGGUAUUGUGCAAAAAGUGACACCAAAUAUAUCUUACUUCACAUUAUUUGAUUUAUCAGAAAAUUAUAAAAUUGAUAUUUGGAAACUGUACGAGGCAUACAUUAACUUACAGAAACGACUGCACCCCGAUAAAUUCACGCAAGCAUCUGAAGAGGAAAAGUUAUAUGCUGAAAAACAGUCAUCCUUAAUUAAUAAGGCAUACACAACUUUAUCAAAGCCACUUAGCAGAGCAAUCUACAUGCUUAAAAUUCACAAUAAACCUAUUGAAGAGGAUAGUGCCUUAUCAGAUCCAGAAUUUUUAGCUGAAGUUAUGGAAAUUAAUGAAGAACUAGCAGAGUUAUCUUCACCAGAAAAUUUAAAGGAUCUUGAAGAACAAAACUUGGAUAAAAUAGAUUUGUGUAUAAAUCAAGUUGCAGAAGCAUUUGACAAUAAUGACAUAGUAGCUGCUCAUAAAUUAGUUGUUAAAUAUCAGUAUUAUGCUAAUAUAACUGAAAAAAUAAAAGAAAUUCAUAGAAAAUUGAUGGUUUAAACUUAGAAGUACAGUAUUUUAGAACAUUUUUAUGCAUUGAAUUUAAUUAUAAACUUACAUUUAUUAUGUAUAUAUAUAUUUAUUAAUUUUUUCAACAUAUAUCAGGAUAAGGAUAAAACCAAUCGAAUACCAAUGCAAUAUACCAGUUAUUUAUAUAGCCAUUGCGUGUCUCCUAAACCUUGUAAUAAUGUUAGAGAGUGAAACCAGUGGAACUAUAAACUACAUGUAUCAGUUAUUUUUGAUUGUCCAGUGUAUCCUCAUAAGAACAAACCCUAUGGAAUAUUAAUGCAUUUCUGCAAAUAUGUGUGGAGUUAUUCUGCUAGUGAGUGUAUGCUAUAAUGUGUUAUUGUCCAACACUGAUAUAAAAUUUGUAUGAUGAUUUGUUAUGUAUACAUAUUUGUAGAAUUAGUCAGUUUUAUACCUCACAUUGCCUUAUUUUUUAUAUUGUCUAAUUACAAAAUAUGGUGAUCAGUUUUAUACUUCCAUCAAAAUACUGAUUGUAUGCUCUUAAUAGGUAAGAUUAGAUAAAGAGCUGACAGUUCUCAUUAUAAUAGUUAACCAGCGGUUCUCAUACAAGAUACGCCCACAUUUUGCAAGCGAUGGAUGGAGAACAAGCUAGAAAAAAAAAUGUGAUUUUUCGUACAAUCAGGGGCCAUAAUCUAUUAAGUUAUUGUUUGGGAUGUGUGAAUAUAGAAAGGAACCAAGAUCUUUGGGAUAUAAACAUGUGUUUUAAGUUUCAUCAAAAUUGGAUAAAAAUUGUGACCUCCAUAGGGUAAACAACCUUGGUAUUACGCAUACUUUUACACUAUUUGCGUUCAAGGAGCGGGCAGUUUUGGUCCGAUUUUUACAAAAUUCGAACUCAACCAUCAUUUAAACGAUUUUGUGAACUCUAGAGGGUCCAUAAGCUAAAAUCGUGAGUUUUUUUCAUACAGUCGGGUCAUAAUCGAAGAAGAAAUAGUCCAAUAUCCACGAAUAAUAAAAGGGACCAAGAUCUUUGUAAUAUAAACGCAUGUUUUAAGUUUCAUCAAAAUCGGAUCAAAAUUGUGACCUCUAGAGGGUCCACAACCUUGAUAUUACAUACUUUAACACUAUUUGCGUACCGGAAGCGGCCAUUUUGUCCAUCAGUUUCGAUCCGAUUUUCACGAAAUUCGAAGUCAACCAUCUUUAUGGUGUAACGGUAAUAUAUUCAAACGUUUUAUUAAAGCGGAUAAAUAAUAAAAACUGUGACCUGUAGAAAGACCACAAGCUAAAAACACGUAAAAUGUGGGCAUAUAAAAAAUAGAUAAUGAAAAGAGAAUAUGCUGAAAAUUUUAGUCAAAUUACUUCACCCUGAGCCUAGAUAUUGGCGAUACAAUUAUAGCCUAGCCUUGAUACGAUAAUAAACAAAGUCUCGAUUAUCCAUUUUUACUGUAACCUAAACCUAAAAACUAAACUACAUGUAGUUAAUAUAGAGAUAGGCUACCUAAAACUAAAGAAAAACCUGCAAUAGGCAGAUUUCGCUCUUGCAUAAUACAUGUUUAAUAUGGGGAUACCUAAAACUAAAAAUGGACCAAUACUUUUUGAAAUAUGUUUACAAUUUAAACAUACAUUAUGCAAGAGCUAAAUCUGUCUAUUGCAGGUCUUUCUUUGGGCCUGAAAUGUUAUAUAAAUUGUUAAUUAGACAUUAAUUAACUUAUCCAGACCAUAAUCAACUCUAGAUGGCAUCGCUAGCCUGCGAUCUUAAGUGGAUUGUGAGCCGAUUUACUGCAUAACUUUCCUUCUUGAUUUAACGAUUAAAUGGAUAAUCGAGACUAUGCUGCUUAUCAUACUGACUUUAGUAAUGAUGAACGAGGCUAGACGGAAAUUUCAUUUCGCUUAGUUCUGGGUUCAUAGCGGAUCAAUUUCAAUGAAAUUUUCAGCAAAUUGCCUUUACGUUAUUUAGUUUUUAACUAUUAUACUGCCAACUCAUUAUCAUAUCUCCCAUAAUGUAUCUUUAAUGUUUAUAAUUUUAUUAUAGCACUACUGAAAGGUCGGGGUGGGGGGGUCGCCGAAUGGUUAGCGCAUGCAUGUUGUAUCAUAAGGUCUGUCAUUGAGUCAACUGGCGUGGUUUCGAUUCCCCGGCUGUACGUGACAAGGAGUAGGGUGGCCUGACCAACCACAUGGGUUUUCUCCGGGUCCUCCAGUCUCCUCCCUCUGCUAAAAGACCCCUACCCGCAAGCGAAUUAUUGAAAUAAAAUUGAGUGGAGUGGACGUUAAACCCCAUUUCUCUCUCUCUCACUACUGAAAGGUCACGUUUAAUUCUUUCUGGAAAUAUCUGUGCUAAAUAAUGUUUCUUCAAACAUCUAAAUGUAUCACCGUAAAUCAUUUACAUAGCAUAUAGGAACAAAUACAGAUACUGGGAUGCAUAUAUUGUGGUAUUAACCAGACAAUAGAUUC